This is a messenger RNA of Microcebus murinus (gray mouse lemur), 6307 nucleotides long. The record is from RefSeq and is a predicted model, not a curated record. Lineage: Eukaryota; Metazoa; Chordata; Mammalia; Primates; Cheirogaleidae.
GGGGGAGGGGCCUAGGGGCGGAGCCUCGCGGACCCCGGGCGGAGGAGAGAAGGUGGGGUGAGGAUGGUGGCGGGGAUCCUAUCGCAUGGAGGGGGUUGCCACCUUGAAGGCCAAGAAGGGCGACUUGUAGGGGCUACAGAGUCAGGAGGGUACCGUGGGGAAGUGGUGGUGUCACCUGAGCUGGGGCCCUAAGGGAGGUCAGACGUUUACAGGGGGAUUCCCCCCGAGUCACUGGGAGUGUGUGUUAGGGUGUGCGCCCCUCUCUCCCAACUCCUGCUGCUUCCCCAUAGCCCUAGUUGGGGGCCCUACUCUUCGGUCCUCCACGCACACUGUGCACACACAUGCACACUUUGCACACACGCACACUGCACUAGGGCAGAGUCGGACCUGCAGGUAGAAGUGCCCCUUUCAGAUGUGCUCACAUUCGGACAAGCACACACCAGCUGGGCACGUAAAGGUGCACAUAUGUACACACCUCCCAAGGACAAGGCUCCCCAAAAGCACAUGUACCCUAAUCUCCUUGUCCACAUAUCCUGUGUGCUAUUUCCUAGAGCUCACCUACCUACCCCUACUUCCAGAUCCAGGCCCCCCUGCCUUUUACUGUGCCCUGCCUUUCCACUCUUUUUUGCCUUCCCUGGCUGGCCUCCAGGUAAAGCCUGAGGAAUUGAGGUGAAAAGUCAGGAUCCCAGCAGAAGGUUGUGUAUAGGGGUGGGGGGAGGUUCCUUAAGCUAGUCAGGAGGGAGGAGAGGUGGGAAAACAGAGACCACCAUGAGAAAUCAAACUCAAUAUUCAUUUAUUACGUGUUAGGUGCCGGCACCAUGGUGGGCACUAGGAAUGAGGCUUGGGCCCUGCCCUAAGAGCACCCAGUCUAGCGGGGAGCCAGACAUGUAAACAACUCACUGGGCCAACUCUGAGACAGAAUGUGCCAAGUACUCUAACAGACAGGCCCCAGGAGAGUACCAAAAAUCGUUUUUCUCUUGACAAAUGGCUGGACUUGGAACGUCUUCCUACCUAUGCCCACCCCACCUCUGCUAUCCCCAUCCUCUCCCCAGCCAGGUGCCUCUGCCCUUUUGGAUACCUUCUCCUGGACUGUCUUCUGCUCAAGGGACCCCAGCCCCCUCCCCUCCAUCCUAGAACAGAAGGAAGGAUGUCAGGGUGCAGGAGGGAGACUCACAAGGGAACCGAGGUCCAGAAUAUGGGGACUGAGAGAGGGCUUGGGGUUCCCUGGGGGCCCUCCUCCAAAGGAGGUGUAUUAGGCUAAUUGUGAGGGUCAGGGAGGUGGAUGGGUCAAAGGGAAUGGCUUCUUUAAAACCUAGGACUGAAAAAAAUCUGGAAUAAGUGAGGGCCUCACUUGUUAAGUGGGGAGGUGAUGUCAGUGGGUCCCUCCUUCUUCCCUGGAACAUCUGGAAGAGUUCUAGGCUGGGGACCUGCCUUCACUGAUGCCUGUCUGUCCUCCCGUCUUCCCCAUCCACACUUUCUCCUGUGUCAUUGCCAUCUUUGUGUCUGUCUUUGGACUCUGCCUCUCUGGGUGCCAUGCCAUCCAUCUGUGUCUUCUUUGCCGCCUGGGCCUGUAUCUCUGGCUCUGAUCCUUCUCUGUCUCUCGGGGUGUCUCUCUUUCUCUGUACUUUCCUGCAUUGGCACUCUGGUCCUCUUUCCUGUCCUCAUGGCUCACUGUGUCACUUUCUGUUUUUAUCUCUGGUCUCCUGCUCCCAUUGUGGUCUUUCCUUUUCUCUCCAUAUCCCUGUGUCUCUGCCUGUCAUCUCUGGUGCUGGCCUCUGCCCCUCCAUCCCUGCAUCCAUCUCUGUGCCUGGUCCUGCCCACUGUCUCACUUCCCACUCAUCUUGGCCCCUCUCCCUGCCCAUCUGAGCAGCAGCGUCCCAUCCAGCCCUCUUUCACCAAGUCCCUCUGCCGUGAAUCCCACUGGAAGUGCCUCCUGCUCUCGCUGCUCAUGUACGGCUGCCUGGGGGCAGUGGCCUGGUGCCACGUCACCACGGUGACGCGCCUCACCUUCAGCAGCGCCUACCAGGGCAACAGCCUCAUGUACCAUGACAGCCCCUGCUCCAACGGCUACGUCUACAUCCCCCUGGCCUUCCUGCUCAUGUUGUACGCCGUCUACCUGGUGGAGUGUUGGCACUGCCAAGCCCGCCAUGAGCUGCAGCACCGCGUGGACGUGAGCAGCGUGCGGGAGCGUGUGGGCCGCAUGCAGCAGGCCACACCCUGCAUCUGGUGGAAGGCCAUCAGCUACCACUAUGUCCGCCGCACCCGCCAGGUCACCCGGUACCGCAACGGAGACGCCUACACUACCACCCAGGUGUACCAUGAGCGCGUUAACACGCACGUGGCGGAGGCCGAAUUCGACUACGCGCGCUGCGGCGUCCGGGACGUGUCCAAGGCGCUGGUGGGGCUGGAGGGCGCGCCGGCCACGCGGCUGCGCUUCACCAAGUGCUUCAGCUUCGCCAGCGUGGAGGCCGAGAACGCGUACCUGUGCCAGCGCGCGCGCUUCUUCGCGGAGAACGAAGGCCUGGACGACUACAUGGAGGCGCGCGAGGGCAUGCACCUCAAGAACGUGGACUUCCGCGAGUUCAUGGUGGCCUUCCCGGACCCGGCCAGGCCGCCGUGGUACGCCUGCUCGUCGGCCUUCUGGGCCGCGGCGCUGCUCACGCUGUCGUGGCCGCUGCGCGUGCUGGCCGAGUACCGCACGGCCUACGCGCACUACCACGUGGAGAAGCUCUUCGGCCUGGAGGGCCCGGGCUCGGCGAGCAGCGCGGGCGGCGGCCUGAGCCCCAGCGACGAGCUGCUGCCGCCGCUCACCCACCGCCUGCCGCGGGUCAACACGGUGGACAGCACGGAGCUCGAGUGGCACAUCCGCUCCAACCAGCAGCUGGUGCCCAGCUACUCCGAGGCGGUGCUCAUGGACCUGGCGGGGCUGGGGGCGCGCUGCGGCGGCGCGGCGGGCGGCGGCUACGCGCCGUCGUGCCGCUACGGCGGGGUGGGCGGCCCGGGCGCGGCGGGCGUGGCCCCGUACCGGCGCAGCUGCGAGCACUGCCAGCGCGCCGUCAGCAGCUCGUCCAUCUUCUCGCGCAGCGCGCUCAGCAUCUGCGCCAGCCCGCGGGCCGGCCCGGGGCCCGGAGGGGGCGCGGGCUGCGGGGGCAGCCGCUUCUCGCUCGGCCGCCUCUACGGCUCCCGGCGCAGCUGCCUGUGGCGCAGCCGGAGCGGGAGCGUCAACGAGGCGAGCUGCCCCACGGAGCAGACGCGGCUGUCCAGCCAGGCCAGCAUGGGGGACGACGAGGACGAUGACGAGGAGGAGGCCGGGCCGCCGCCGCCCUACCACGACGCCCUCUACUUCCCGGUCCUCAUCGUCCACCGGCAGGAGGGGUGUCUGGGCCACAGCCACCGGCCGCUGCACCGCCACGGCUCCUGCGUAGAGACCUCACUGUGACCUCCAGCCGCUGGAGAGGCCCGCGCCGCCCUCCCUCCCUGCGGCUCCUCACCGGACUGUGCUCACUGCGUGAAGCGGGCGAGUCACGAUGGUGACUGGGGCUGUGCUGGGGGGAGGGGACAGGGGAGGGAAGGGUGCACCUCGAUGGGGCUGAGACCCCCGCCGUCCCUGUACAUAAAGAGACAGGUGGGAGGGGAUCCGCAGCUGCCCGAGAAACCGACCCUGUUAGAGUCCUCUCCUCCAGCCCCCCACCCCUUAGUUUCUAAGGGGACACCACCCUUCCCUACACGCACACUCGAGAUGUCCUGUCCGGCCUCUCAAUGGAUCUUCUGACUGUUAUUUGGCAACUGUGCUGUGGCACCCCCGUUGGGCCUCACCUCUGGUGAGCGGCCCUCGCUGUGCAUGCAGCCAGGAGGUUUAGAGGCCGUGGGGAAGGGAACUUGGGGCUGUCCUUCCCCCUUUGCCUCACCCCCUGGGGUCUCUCUCUGUCGAGGGGGUGGUGGUUUGGUGACCAGCAGGCUGGCUUCCAACCAGCUAAUGAGUUCAGUGGGUCUGAGGCCGGGGCCCGCGUGUCAGCCCCAAUACUCCAUCCCAACACCGUGGAAAUAUUGCCGUCCUCUUCUUGGCGCUGACCCCAAAGAUUGGGGUUUCCUUUCUGCCACUCCCUCCAGUGUUGUUUAUCUCACUGGGCCCCAGGAGCCCGGGUCCUGGAGGGACUGCGCUCACCAUGCAGACCUGGCUCGCUGCAGGCUCCCUGGCUGGGAAGAGCCAGUUGCCAGGGUGCAGGGGGAGGGGCAGGUGAAGUGUGGCGGGCUGAGUCCCUCAGUCCUUUCUCUAAACCCUGCAGCCUCCCAGCAGCCUGCUCACCUGGGUUCUGGGCAGGUACUCCCUUUAGAGAGUGACAUGCCAUGAAGGUGGCAUUAAAACUGGCCAGGGUGGGUGAUUAAGUGGAGAGAGCAUGAGAUAGACCUGGGUGACAAUGGGAAACUCUGGAAGCAGGGAGGCAGCAAGAGUCAAGGGCCGUGGAGGGUAGAGUGAAAGGCCCUGUAAAGGUGGGGUGUCUGUCGGGAGGGGCCUUUGCCUUCCCCGGACCUGUGGGGAGGAAUGGGGUGUGCUUGUCCCUCGCAUACACCUCUGCAGGGCUGGGGACAUCACAACCCCCAGCUGGAGAAAUACUCAAUUCCAAUGGCAGGAAUUCUCAAAAUCUUGCCUGGUCCCUCCAUCUUUCUGUAUCCCAUGAGCUGAAGCCCUGCUGUGUGUCCCAGGGUCUUCAAAGGGGAAUCCUGCCAGCACCCCAGGGAGCUGGCCCUAUGUUCUGUUUCCCCAAAAGCUCUUGACACCGCCUUCUCUCCCCAUGCCCAUCCCCACCAACUCCACCCUGCUGUGCUUUGGUGUGCAUGUCUGUGAACAACCCCCGUGCCCUGUCAACUCCCCUAGCUAAAGUUUCCCCAGCAGAUUUAGCACCCAGGGAUUGAGCUCACAUUUCAGGCUAGAGAGGAUAACCCUUGGGCCAUUCACCCCUGUUGCUUCUUUUGUCCCCUGAGCCAUCAGAACUCUUUCCUUCCCUUCAGCCCCUCCCAUCUUCCUCCAGCCCAGCCAGGCCAGUGGGCGUGGCCUCCACCUAUGCAACAUGGCCUCUGGCUCCCCUCCCCUCCUUCCCAGGGGGAAUGUGAGGGCCCAGAUUGGAGGGACACCACGGCCUAUGGCUCAUCAGGGAGUUGAGCUUUACUUCCACCUAGAGAGAUGGCUGAGUGAGGAGGGAGAGGAGGCUUGGGGAGGAGGAACAGCUGCCCACCAGGUUUUCCUGGGCAGCAGUGCCUACCUGCCUGCCAGCACUGAGCCUGGACCCUGGGUCUGUGCUCCGGGCCCAGCAGUUGGAGCACCCCUCUUUCCUCUGAACAUACAUCUGUGAGGUGCAGGUGGCGAGCUGUGGCUUCAGGCCCCAGUCCUUGGCCAGCUGGCACCUGGAUGUCAUGUCCAGUGUGGGGGCAGCCCCACCACCUCAUGGCUCCAAGGACGGAGGGACUUGGCUGCUGCAGGCCUGUUCCUGCAACAGCCUGGCUUCGGAAGUGGGGAAGGGGGGGCCCCUGUUAUUAUUUUUGCCUGUAUUGACCAUUUCUGCCUAGGUCUUCUCACACAAACAGCCUCAGCUCCCACACACGCACAGACUUAGAGAGAAACCAAUUCUUUGGUCUAUUUUCUUGGUAGCUUUAUUGAUUGCCAGGGAAAAUGAAAACCAGAAAAUUAAUUAAUCUCUAAAAUUAAACUUUACACUGAAUGUUCUUGUUUCUCUAAUUAGAACCUCUGCUAGCAGCUGUGGCUACAUACACACACUCACACACACCCUCACACCUACACGUUUGCACUCUGGAACUGUCAGAGGGUGUCAGGCACAGACAGACUCUAGGUUGCCCAGACAGGCACACACAUGCAGUCACUCCCAAGUCCCCUUUGGUGCUCUGCUCAGCGCCUGCUUGUUGGAAGGAAUCCCUGGAGAACAGACACUCCUUGAUCCACCCUUUGGGGACACAGGUCUGGAGGUUCUGGGCCACUCAGCCCAGGGAGGGUGGGGAUGGGGCUCAGCCUGAAUCCAUCAGGUCCUCCUGUGCCCCGUAGGCUGAUGUGGUUCCUGUGGGUGUGCGCCCAGGGUGGGCAGCCACACAGCGAUGGGGACUCAUGGAGGGCUCCUGGAAGGCUCCAUGUGUCCUGGGGGUAAGGGCUUGUGGGCUGGGCUGGGCCUGGCUGGGGAGAAGACAGGUCUCUGUCAACUGGGUGCAUCACACUGUGGCCUUUCUGUUGUGGAUUUCCAAGCGCAAAGAUUGUACAAAUCAAACUGGUGGAUAAUAAAGAUGUGGAUGACUCACUGAC